Molecule: messenger RNA, 1440 nt
Organism: Nipponia nippon (crested ibis)
Lineage: Eukaryota; Metazoa; Chordata; Aves; Pelecaniformes; Threskiornithidae
Source: RefSeq, a predicted model, not a curated record
AUGCUUGAAGAACUAUUAAUUCAUAAGCCAGAUGAUCCCAUUCAGUUUAUGAUAAACCAUUUAAAGCAAAACAACGACGAUGCUCCAAGAAUUUGUGUACUGGGUCCACCUGCUUCUGGGAAAACUACAGUUGCAAUGUGGCUUUGUAAACAUUUGGAUGCCAUACGUAUCUCUCAGGAGACUUUGUUAUUCAAGGAAAUAUUAGCGCUGACAAAGGAAGCAAAGGCAUAUAAAGAAAGAAAAGAGGAAAUUCCCAACACGCUUUGGGCCAAUCUGAUCCAGGAACGUCUGUCAAACGUGGACUGCAUCAAACAAGGAUGGAUUUUGGAAGGCUUCCCUGAAAAUCAGGAACAGGCAUGGAUGCUGCAGUCAUCUGGCAUCAUUCCUAGGCAUGUUGUUGUGCUUUAUGCUCCAGACACUGUGCUGAUUGAGAGGAACAGUGGGAAAAGGCUUGACCCCUUCACAGAAGAGGUGUACCAUACGACCUUCGACUGGCCAAGUGAUCCACUGGUACAGCAACGCUUGGUGAAACCAGAAGAUCUAUCUGAACAGGAGAUGUCAAAGAAACUGCUGAAAUAUCACAGAAACUUCCCUGGAGUUUUCCAGAUCUACCAAAAAGUUUUGAAAUCGAUCAAUGCAGACCAGCCUUCCAUGGAUGUCCUCUCACAGGUUCUUACCUAUGUCCAAACACGGCACCGAUCAGCUGCCCCCUUUACACCACGGAUUCUCUUUUGUGGACCCCCAGGCAGUGGGAAGAGCCUGCAGGCAGCACUAAUAGCUCAGAAAUACGGUGUUGUCAACAUUUGCUGUGGGCAACUGCUAAAGGAAGCUGUUGCAGACAAGACAAAACUUGGAGAACUCAUUAAGCCUUAUAUUGACAAUGGAUACCCAGUCCCAGACAACCUUGUUACGAAGAUCCUGGCGGAACGCCUGAACGCACUGGACUGCAUGACCAAUGGGUGGGUGCUUUAUGGCUUCCCAAGAGACAUAGAGCAGGGAGAACAGCUGCAAAAAUCGCAUUUUAGUCCAAACAGGGUAUUUUUCUUUAAUCUCCCCUAUGAAUCCAUCAUGGAACGACUGUCUCAACGGAGGAUUGAUCCCGUCACUGGGGAAAGAUACCACGCUACGUUCAGACCAGCACCCACACCGGAGAUCCAAGCCCGGCUCAGGCAGAACCCUAGAGACAAGGAAGAAAAUAUUGAGAAGCGCGUGGAAACCUAUUACAGGAACAUCAAGGAACUGGAGGAUUUUUAUGAAGAUGCCUUUUAUGUCAAUGCUGACCAAGACCCUCAUGUUGUCUUUGAGUUUAUAGAAAGCUGUAUCAUUAAGCCCCUUCCAUGCAAAAAAUUAAAAAGCCGGUCACUGACGUGGCAGGUUAUCGCACGUGAAGAGGAGGUCCCGCAAGCUCUCUUAAAUCUGAAGCUCAGCAAGGCUGAGUGA